AUGAGAGCGGCCGAGUUGGGAAACCAGCCGCUGCUCGUCGCGGACUGGAGCCAGUACAAAUUCGACGACUUUUAUCGCAUUGAACAGGCGGCCAAUUUUGAUCUUGCCUGCACCGACGCCAUCAUAGUCAACGGCGUAGGGUCGCAAUACUGCCUGAACCCGGUUGAAUUGGACAACAUGACCAACCCCGUCAUUCUCCAGAUGCUUAAGAACCUCGGCGAGGACCACUUGACGGCAAAAGGCUGUAUUCCUCCAAUCCAAGCCCUGCAGGGAAACUUUGACGUGGACGUGGGGAAGCUCCCACUCGAUUCGGUCAGGGAAUGCGCCCGAGUGCGAAACGCCAAGGGCAAUUACACCUUUAACGUCGACGAAAAGCUCGGGUGGGCGGCCCUGACAUUUAUCAAUGCCGGCGGCUUGUAUCCAUUACAAAUCUCCAUCGACAACCACAAGCUCUACGUCUAUGCCGUCGACGGGCAGUACAUUUACCCCGCAGCCUCGGAUCGCAUAUAUGUCGGCAACGGAAACAGGGUUUCGGUCAUGGUCAAACUGGACCAGGAACCGGCUCGGUACACCGUCAGGCUGGCCAACGACCUCCUCAACCAGGUCGUGGGCGGAUUUGCCGAAAUGGCAUACGGCGACGCCGCCAACCCGCCACGACACCCGAUGGCAAAGAUGGACUACGCCGGCCGCCCCACGAUGCACCCGAUACGGUCGUUCAAGCCGGAGCAGGCGCGGCCCUUUCCCCGCAGACCGCCGGCCAGGUACAGCAACCGCACCGUCAAGCUGAGCCUGCGGAAGCCCGGACGGCCGCAUGGGUCGUUUGAAUGGAGCCUCUCGGGACGCGAGGUGUACAACAUGACGGCCGAGGAGCGCGAUCCCCCCCUGCUCCUCGAGGGGCCCGGCCGCGUGCCGCAGGGCAGCGAGCUCGUCGUCCCGUCCAGGCUGGGGGAGUGGGUGGACCUCGUGCUCGAGACCGAGGGGCCCUUUGCGCAGAGCCACCCGGUCCACAAGCACGGGAACAAGGUGAUUUUCUCGGGUCCGGCGUCGGGCGCUUCCCCUGGGCGAGCGUGGCCGAGGCCGAGCGGCACCUCCCUCCUGGGUCGUUGA
Messenger RNA from Pyricularia oryzae 70-15, 1107 nucleotides. RefSeq names its product laccase TilA. Gene Ontology annotation, molecular function: oxidoreductase activity. The coding region runs from base 1 to 1107 and encodes 368 amino acids. NCBI's taxonomy places the organism in Eukaryota, Fungi, Ascomycota, Sordariomycetes, Magnaporthales, Pyriculariaceae. The transcript has a single exon. The record is from RefSeq and is a predicted model, not a curated record.